This is a messenger RNA of Chaetomium globosum CBS 148.51, 1179 nucleotides long. RefSeq names its product aspartate aminotransferase, cytoplasmic. Gene Ontology annotation, cellular component: cytosol. The transcript is spliced from 4 exons. Lineage: Eukaryota; Fungi; Ascomycota; Sordariomycetes; Sordariales; Chaetomiaceae. The record is from RefSeq and is a predicted model, not a curated record. The coding region runs from base 1 to 1179 and encodes 392 amino acids. Gene Ontology annotation, biological process: L-aspartate biosynthetic process. Gene Ontology annotation, molecular function: pyridoxal phosphate binding; L-aspartate:2-oxoglutarate transaminase activity.
AUGUCGCCGUCAUCAAUAACCAGCUUCCCCGCCGAGGCGGUCCCUCAGGCCCCCGAGGACCCCCUCUUUGGGUUGAUGAGGGCUUAUAAGGCUGAUACGAGCCCGGACAAGGUUGAUCUGGGAAUCGGCGCGUACCGCGAUGACAACGCAAAACCCUGGGUUCUCCCCGUGGUCAAGAAGGCCGAUGAGAUUUUGCGCAACGACCCAGAAGCCAACCACGAAUACCUCCCAAUCGCGGGCUUGGCGGCGCUGACUAGCAAAGCGGCCGAACUGCUGCUUGGAAAAUCCGCCCCCGCCAUCGCCGAGAAGCGCGCGGCAUCGGUACAGACCAUCUCCGGAACUGGCGCCGUGCACCUGGGAGCUCUCUUCUUGGCCAGGUUCUACAAGAGCCAGGGCGCCAACCGCACCGUCUACGUCAGCAACCCGACAUGGGCAAACCACCACCAAAUCUUCACCAAUGUCGGCCUGCCGAUUGCCACCUACCCUUACUUCAGCAAGGAGACCAAGGGGCUGGACUUUGAUGGGAUGAAGGCGACGCUUGAGCAGGCCCCAGAUGGCAGCAUCGUCCUGCUGCACGCCUGCGCGCACAACCCGACGGGCGUCGACCCGACCCCAGAAGCAGCGACCUUGAACCGGGACGCCGGCGCCAUCCGUCUCUUCGUCGAGCAGGGCUUCGAGCUAGACAUCGCGCAGUCCUUCGCCAAGAACUUCGGCCUCUACGGUCAACGCGCCGGCUGCUUCCACUACGUAGCGGCGCCGGCGGCUGACGCCGUCGAGACCACGACGCGCGAGGCCUCGCAGCUGGCCAUCCUGCAGCGUUCCGAGAUCAGCAACCCGCCCAUCUACGGCGCGCGCAUCGCUUCCAUCGUCCUCAAUGACCCCGCGCUGUUCGCCGAGUGGCAGGAGAAACUCCGCACCAUGUCGGGCCGCAUCAUUGACAUGCGCAAGAAGCUCCGGACCAAGCUCGAGGACUUGAAAAUUUACGCCAGUAGACCACAUCACCGACCAGAUCGGCAUGUUCAGCUUCACGGGGUCAGCGAGCCCCAGGUCCUCAAGCUGCGGACUGAUUUCCACAUCUACAUGACGAAGAACGAGCGGAUCAGCAUGGCGUAUUUGAACUCGAGGAAUGUCGCCUACGUCGCCACAGCUGUGGAUAAGGUGGUUCGGGAAGCCCAGUAG